Messenger RNA from Hemiscyllium ocellatum (epaulette shark), 5216 nucleotides. It is a transcript of the gene smad4b, whose product is annotated as SMAD family member 4b. Bases 423 to 2087 code for a protein of 554 amino acids. Gene Ontology annotation, molecular function: I-SMAD binding; DNA-binding transcription factor activity, RNA polymerase II-specific; RNA polymerase II cis-regulatory region sequence-specific DNA binding. The record is from RefSeq and is a predicted model, not a curated record. The transcript has 12 exons. NCBI's taxonomy places the organism in Eukaryota, Metazoa, Chordata, Chondrichthyes, Orectolobiformes, Hemiscylliidae. Gene Ontology annotation, cellular component: heteromeric SMAD protein complex. Gene Ontology annotation, biological process: transforming growth factor beta receptor signaling pathway; SMAD protein signal transduction; BMP signaling pathway.
CGGAGGCAGGGCGCAUGCGUCUCGGCAGCCGCCAUGUUGUGUCCUUAAAAAAAACGGGAUCUGGGUGACGGGGGAAUCCGAGAGGGUGAAGAGAUUACAGCAGCAGCAGCAGCACGGCCGCCGCAGGCAGCUCAGAUGCGGCUCGGAGAGUCCAGGGGUCUCGGGUGAUCAGAGCAGCCGGGAACCAUCGCCCUGACUCUCUGAGAAAGAUCGAGGCGAAGCUGCGGUUCUCUGAGAAACUGUUCAAAGCCACUACUUUGUUUCUGCUGAAGUUCUGACUACAAUUAAGAUAUCAGGUGUGCCUUUUAGUACACGGGAACGCUUACAUCACAUCUUGCCGGUUUGGAAGGAUCCCUUUCUCUACUCUGAGGACCUGAAAGAUUUUAUAUUGAAGGGGGAGAAGCUGAUAGAAGAUCAGCAACAUGUCCAUCACCAACACUCCAACUAGUAAUGAUGCAUGCCUAAGCAUUGUGCAUAGCUUGAUGUGUCAUCGACAAGGUGGAGAAAGUGAAACUUUUGCAAAAAGAGCUAUUGAGAGUUUGGUGAAAAAACUGAAGGAGAAAAAGGACGAACUUGAUUCAUUGAUCACAGCCAUAACAACAAAUGGAGCUCAUCCCAGCAAGUGUGUUACAAUACAGAGAACGUUAGAUGGCAGACUCCAGGUGGCUGGACGCAAAGGUUUUCCACAUGUGAUUUACGCUCGGCUCUGGAGAUGGCCUGACCUUCACAAAAAUGAACUCAAACAUGUAAAAUAUUGUCAGUAUGCAUUUGAUCUGAAAUGUGACAGCGUCUGCGUUAACCCUUAUCACUAUGAACGUGUGGUUUCACCUGGCAUUGAUCUAUCAGGAUUGACGCUGCAAAGUUCAGUUCCAGCUCCUUCAAACCUUUUAGUAAAAGAUGAAUUUGUGAAUGAAUAUGGGCAAGUUGAAGGACAACAGUCUCUGUUGAACAGUGAAGGACAUUCUUUACAGACAAUCCAACAUCCACCUAGCACCAGGCAACCAGCUGAAACCUACAGUGGACCAGCCUUGUUAACACCAGCAGAGCCCAGUACUCCCAGCACCACCAAUUUUCCUAGCAUUCCUGUUGCUACCACAAGUCAACCAAGUAACAUGUUGCUCGUGAACCACAGUGAUGGAUUAGUACAGAUUGCAUCUGGGCCUCAGCAAGCAACUCAACAGAAUGGCUUUCCAACACAACCAGCAACCUACCAUCACAAUAGCACUACAACUUGGACUGGAAGCAGAACAGCAGCAUUUACCCCUAACAUGCCUCACCACCAGAAUGGACAUCUUCAACACCACACCCCUAUACAUCAUGCUGGCCAUUACUGGACAGUGCAUAAUGAACUUGCCUACCAACCUCCCAUAUCCAAUCAUCCAGUUCCUGAAUACUGGUGUUCAAUUGCUUACUUUGAGAUGGACGUGCAAGUUGGAGAAACAUUCAAAGUGCCAUCCAGCUGUCCUGUAGUUACUGUUGAUGGAUAUGUGGAUCCUUCUGGGGGUGACCGCUUUUGUCUGGGGCAGCUUUCCAAUGUUCAUAGAACAGAAGCCAUUGAAAGAGCCAGGUUGCAUAUUGGAAAAGGUGUGCAGUUAGAGUGCAAAGGGGAAGGCGAUGUCUGGGUGCGGUGUUUGAGCGACCAUGCUGUCUUUGUGCAGAGCUACUACUUGGAUCGAGAAGCUGGACGUGCUCCUGGCGAUGCAGUUCACAAGAUUUAUCCAAGUGCAUACAUUAAGGUGUUUGAUUUGCGCCAGUGUCACCGCCAAAUGCAACAACAGGCUGCGACUGCUCAGGCUGCAGCCGCAGCUCAAGCAGCAGCUGUUGCUGGAAAUAUCCCUGGACCAGGUUCAGUAGGAGGUAUCGCUCCAGCAAUUAGUUUGUCUGCUGCAGCAGGAAUAGGAGUUGAUGACCUACGUCGUCUUUGUAUUCUCAGGAUGAGUUUUGUUAAAGGCUGGGGACCUGACUAUCCAAGGCAAAGCAUCAAAGAAACCCCAUGCUGGAUUGAAAUUCACCUACAUCGUGCCCUUCAGCUGUUGGAUGAAGUACUUCAUACCAUGCCAAUUGCAGAACCACAGCCCCUGGACUGAGUUCUUCUGCAAUAACCAUUGUCUUAUUUUGGUGGGGUGGGGAGAAGACUAGAAUUCAACCUUGUUAAUAAACUGAUGUAUUUUACCAUUGUUCAGCAUAUUCUUUGAGAACAAAAACUUUUUUGGUAGAUAUGGAGAAAAAAAGCAAGCAGCAAAACUACUGUUUAUUUCCUCUUUUCAAAAAAAAACUCAGUAUUCAAGCUUGUGUCUUUGUUUCUCACUUUGAUACUCCACAGUAUGAUUCACAGUCUGUAUUACUUAAUCCAGACUGUGUUAGUUACCAAUGAUGGUUAUCCUACAUUCAAAUGCUGUGAAAUUGCUUAAUUUGGUGCUGUGCAAAACUAUUUAGGUGAUUAGCUUAGCCACCUUUCUCCAAGCCCAAAGCUGAACUGAAGGGCUGGGUUAAAAUGUGGGCAGUGUGAGGGUAUCGUUGUUUUAAGUUCUAAUCAAGUUGCUCGUAAUGCAUUGAAAACCUUAAUAACUAAUACCUCCAUGCCAGAAAAAGCAAAACUAAGUGGGGGAGAGGACUUAUUUUGAUUUAGAAAACAACUGUUUUCUGGUUUACAUUUUUGAAAUUUCCAGAGCAGUCAAAAACAGGUUGUAAAAAAGAUGGAUGGCAACCUCAUUUUGAAAAAUAUACAUGCAUUACAGCUACGUGGCCUCUCUUUAGCCACACUUUACAGAUCCAGGCUUUCUUUAUUUGAAAGAACACCUGUAUUUGCACUUUAUUCAAAAACUUUCUUUUAUAGUGCACCCUUAAGGUAGAUCUCCUGUACAGAGGGAUGUUUGUAUUGUACAGUUUGUUUAUCACCUUCAAUAAUGUACUUCGCUUCUUCAUUUUUCUUUAAAUUUUCUUUUUUGCAUGUGGGUCUGGCCAUUGUUUACUAACAUUGGCUGCUUUGGCCAAAGUUUUCAAAUUAUGCACAGCUUAUGACCAGAGACGGGAGGUUUAAGAAAUGCUUGUUUCUGAUCUGGAAGAAAAAUUUUAAAAAGCCGUAUAUUUUUUUACAGAAAUCCAGGUCUUGUUCAUAACACUAAAAGCGUGGAACAUUUUCUUGUGCUAUUCUAGUGCAUUUAAUGCUGAAACAUCUGUUCAUUUCUCUUGGUGUCAUUUCUUUCACCCCCUCCCCAAAAUAAAACAGUUCCAUUUUUCGUAUGUUAGGGAUGAUAAAGAAAAGGGUUUUUUGUCGUCAUCUUUCCUGUAAGAAAUGCAUUUUUUUGGCAUUAGAUUACUACAUUUUGUUAAGAUCAACACCAAUGUUUUGUAGCCAGAUCAAAUUUUAUCUUACCCUGUGUGUUUUUAACACAUUCUUAACUGUAGAAAUGGUAGAUUGUUUUUUAAAAGACCACCUGCAUUGUACUACUUAGUUUAUUUAAUAUAUUGAGUACCAAAUUGCUUCUUAUCUGAAAUUAUUUCCACUAUUAUUACCAGCAGUGUUACAGAGUGCAAAUAUCUAAGCACAUGGAGCCUAAAUUUGAAUGGUUAAAAAUCUGUAAUUGUACCGUUAAAUCUUUUCACAGUACAGGUGGACAUUAUACAGUAGUUUCAUAUGCUUGCCAUUAUUUGCUGAAAUCUGAGUUGGACAAGUGAGAAGAUGCACCAAAACUCUGUGCCUGUGAACAUUUCAGGUUAUUGAAAUCCUAGUGACAACUUUUGAGUAUUCAUUUAGGAGCACUGUAUUUGCUGCUGUUCAACGUAUCUGCUGAUUGGUUUCUGUGAAAUGUAUUAAUAUCCCAAUUCUUGUUGAAACCAAAUGUAAAUCAAAUUGCAUCUUUUAUGACACAUGCUUGUAAUUUUUACAGGAGUUAAAAAUGCAGAUCAGGAGUUACCAAUUUUGAUUUUCUUAAAAAAGUCUGAAUAAUGAAACCAAUGACUAUGCCUUUGAAAUAAUUGUCUGCCAAGUUGGAAGUUUAGGAAUCUAGGAAUGUAGUGAAUCAUAAGAGCAGUACGGAUUUUCUUUCUUGUAUACCCCUCUUCAUGUAUUUGAAUCUGGAUCAACUUCUGCUUUCUGGUUACUAGCUAUUGUUGCAAAUGACAUGCUAUUGUAAAGUUUUAAGGUGAUUUGCUAAGGUGGCGGGGAGAGGCAGGGAAAUUGCUGAUAAACUUGUUUUUAGCUCUCCCUUUUGAUGUGUGUAUGUGUGCACAUUUUGCAAAUCUUUAUACUAAGCUUCGGCACCAUUUGUAGAGACUACUAGGAUCGAAGUAUUAUUAGGAUAGUUAAAAACAAAAAGUAUAUGAUAAAAAUCUGAAAUGCCUAUCUAGGAAUAGUAAAGACAGCCCUUUUUCUUACAGUAGAGUUGCAUUGGGUAUGCUAUUUAUUAAAAUUAACAUGCAAAAGGUUAUGUGCUAACUUUGCAGGGGUUAGGUUAAAAUAAUGAGGUCAAAAUAAUUGAGUGCCUGUCUCAUGCGAUUAAGAAAUACUUUCAUUUGAAUUGGGAGAUAAAAAUACUGAUUCAUGAAAACUUGUAUUAUGCAUUGUGGAUGUUUUGAGCUUUAUAAUUUUCUUAAUCUAAGUUAAAAGCAUCCAACUUGAAAAUCUGAUUUAAAAAUAAACUUCCACUUUUCCCUAUCACAAUCCAUCUCCGUUUUUACUUCAAUUGUGUCAGACGUUUGGGUCCUUAUUUAGUUCUCCAAAUAAAAUUACAGACAGAAAAUAGGCAUGGAAAACUGAUCUUUUAAAUCCAAACAAUGGAAAAAAUAUAGCAUCUGCAGUAUAAUCCUUUGGAAAUGAAAGAUUGAUUUGAGUAGGAGGACUAUGAUCUGACAGAAUUUCAUUUAAAGAUCAAAGGAGAAAUAUGCAAAAAUAGUCACUGCAUGUAGAUGUGAAAAAUAUUGUCUGUUUUAAUAAGUUAGAUGCUAUCCAAACAAAGACCAAUACGUUAUAUAAAUUUAUGGUAUUGAACUAGCACGAUGUUAACAUGAGAUACCUUGUGAGUCAGGCAUUUUGACAUCUGUGAUGUUUAGUCCUUGUUGGAUUGAUGAUGGGAAUGGCAUUGACAGUGUGCGGCAGCAAUGGAAAUCUGUCUGGAGUAGAACACUUGACAAAAUGUCACCAGUUCUGAAUGGAGCAAGUAAUGUAUGCAUUUUAUCUUUUAAGCAACUAGUAUAAAUAAAAUGUUCGCAAAGUA